CAUGAGCUACUACUACUCGUCGGCCUCCGAGGAGGACGGCAGCUCCCAGUACUUGGGCAGUCCCAACUAUAACCUCAGCCAGCUGCCCGUUUCUUCGCAGGAUUACGGCCAGUCGGCUUUCCUAUCGCCGGAGUGGCAAUUCCUAGAUGCCGCGGGCGCAACUCAACCAGAACUGGCGCCCAUCUUGGAGCAACCAGGCCCGCCCACUCAACAGCAGACUCUCAAACGGCGUAGCAACAGCUCGGCGGGAUCGGAUGGCCGGAAGAGCAGUCCGGAACAGACCAAUCUCAGUCCCACGGUCCAGAAGAAGAGAAGACAGGCAGCCAAUGCCCGGGAAAGAAAGCGCAUGAACGGAUUGAAUGAGGCCUUCGAUAGGCUGAGGGAAGUGGUGCCCGCUCCCUCCAUCGACCAGAAGCUGUCCAAGUUCGAGACCCUGCAGAUGGCCCAGUCCUAUAUCCUGGCGCUGUGCGACCUCCUCAACAACGGCGAUGUGGAGGUGGAUGCCGCCGCCUACACAAUCUUCGGCGGCAGCGAAGGCGGCUUCGGGCUAAGCGGAGGAUCCUUACCAUAG
Drosophila biarmipes is the source of this 571-nucleotide messenger RNA. It is a transcript of the gene cato, whose product is annotated as protein lin-32. The record is from RefSeq and is a predicted model, not a curated record. The coding region runs from base 2 to 571 and encodes 189 amino acids. Lineage: Eukaryota; Metazoa; Arthropoda; Insecta; Diptera; Drosophilidae. Gene Ontology annotation, molecular function: protein dimerization activity. The transcript has a single exon.